AUGGAAUUGAAUAAUGAUACAAAAGAAAUACAGAAUUAUCUACAUCAAAUCAAUGAUUAUAUUAUGUUCUACACUCAAGUUGAAUCUUGUAUUACUUUCAUUCAAUCAAUUGAUAAUGAAAAAGUCUUCUUGGUUUCUUCAGUUUCUGAUGCUUUGCAAAUAUUAUACCAUAUUGAAACUCUACCCCAAAUUGAUGGUAUCUUUAUCUUCAGCUGGAAUAAAAUUGAUUCUGAACAUCUAGUUAUUGAACAUCCAAAAUUGCUUGGUACAUAUCAUGAGCUCGAUUUAUUAUGCUUAUCAAUUCAAGAACAAAUAAAUUUUUUCGAUCAAAAUAUACAAACACUCAGCUUCUUCGAUCAAGAUGAAUAUAUGACAAAGAAUUUAUCAAAACAAACUGCUGAUCUUCUUUGGUUUCAACUUUAUCAUGAUGUUCUCUUUCAAUUACCACACGAUGAAACAGCUAAACAAGAAAUGAUCGAUACAUCUAUUUCCUAUUAUCGAGACAAUAUCAAAGUAUUGGAAGUGAUCAAAAAAUUUGAAAGUGACUAUCGAUCAGAAGAAGUCCUUCAAUGGUAUUCGAAAAAAUCAUUUCCCUACAAAAUCAUUAAAAAAGCUUUAAGAGUCAAAGAUUUUAAUCAACUCUACAUAUUUCGAUACUUCAUGAAAGAUUUAGCAGAAAGUUUCGUUCGAGAGCAUCAAACAUUGGUUGAAACUAGUAAAGAAUUAUUAAUUACCUAUCGAGAAAUGAGAUUAACAAAGGAUCAAAUCAAGAAAUUCACAGAGAAUGAAGGUAAAUUAGUUUCAACUAAUGGUCUACUCACAACCAAUAUUCUUCGUUCAACUACAUUAAAACAAGCAUGGAAAGCGACGACACAAAUUGAUCUAAUUCCUGUUCUCUUUGAAAUUCAUUGUGAUCUACAACACCUGAGUAACAGUGUAAUUAUUACUAAUAGUUUUCAUUCUAGUGAAUCUACAUGUGAUGAACAAAAAGAAAUUUUCUUUAAUUCGAAUGUCACUUUUCGAUUGGAUAGUGUGAAAAUGGAAGAAGAAAUAUGGUUGAUUAAAAUGAAUGCAUCGAAUGAAGGUCAAAAUAUUAAAGAAAAAUAUAUCAAAGAUUCACAUCAUCAAAUAGAAGAUCUGAGCAUCGAAAUUCUCUUUGGACGAUUGAUGUGUGAUAUGGGUCUAUGGAAUCAAUCACAAUAUUUCUUAGAAUAUUUAUUGAACAAUUCGAAAAGUAACCAGAAAGAUCUGAUAAUGAUUGAAUGUAGUCUUGGUGAAGUUCUUCAAUGGAAAGGAGAAUGGAAUGAAGCACGAAAAUAUUAUGAUCGUGCCUAUGAUCGAAUAAUGAGAGUUAAACCAAAACAGAUCAAGAACUUAGCAUUUAUACUCUUCAAUAUUGGUGAACUUCUCCAUCUAGAAGGAAAAUACGACGAUGCCUCCGACUAUUAUGAACAAGCAUUAACAAUACGUAAGGAAAAUUGUCUCUCUAUCAUGGUAGAUCAAUCAUGUCCAGAAAAUUAUGAACGCACCAGUAUAAUAAGUUAUAUUCGCAGAUUCUUCCGACCAGUUUUAUUGAAUUUUGGCGGAUUCAUUCAAACUUAUUUUCGAUGGUUUUCGAAUAGAGAAUUCGGAAGAAUUUUUGACCGCUUUCUAUCGAAAUAUUUGACCAACAAACGAAAGCCAAUUGGCAAAAAGUUGACCACAAGACACAUAUUAGAAAUGUGUCAAAAUAUACAGAAUAUUGGCCGAUUGCAAACAGAUGAUAGAAAGAUAAGUGAUAAUUUGUUUAUUGCUGUUAGUUUUCGUAGUUUUGGAAAGAUCUUCGAUCGGCAAGAAAAAUAUGAUGAAGCAAUUAACUGUCAUGAACAAGCACUAGCUAUAUUCGAAGACUAUUAUGAGUUAUCUCAUAUCGAUAUCGCUCUUACUUAUUAUUACAUAGGUCAGGUUCUUAGACAUCAAGGAAACUAUGGAAAAGCUCUUGACUUUAGUCAACGAGCAAUGUCAAUCUAUACCAGAUAUUAUCCAAAUGGUCAUGUAUACAUUGCUUCUACUCUGAAUAGUAUCGGCCACAUUCUGUACUGUGAAGGCAAGCAUAAUGAAUCUCUGAAGAUUUUUGGACAAGCAUUGACUAUGCUAAAAAAAUAUUAUUCAUCUGGUCAUGUCGAGAUGGCAUUUAGUCUCACUGGAAUAGCAAAUGUCCAUUAUCAACAAGGAAAAUAUGAUCAAUUUCUCACAUUUAAUGAACGAGCGCUUGAAAUUUUACGAAAAUAUUGUUUUCCUGCUCACGAUGAAAUUAUCUGUAUUCUCAGGAACAUUGGUUAUGUAAAAACUGAACAAGGAAAAUAUGAUGAAGCUCUUGAUAUUUACCGACAAACAUUGGCGAUGCAAGAGAAAUAUUAUCCAUUUUAUUAUUCUAGUAUUGCUGACACUCUCAAUUACAUUUGUAAUGCACUACGUUGUCAAUCAAAAUAUGAUGAGGCUCUAUGCUAUUGCCAAAGAGCACUUACAAUGCAAGAGAACUAUUAUCUAUCUGGUCAUGUUUCAAUGGCCUCGAGUUUGAAUUAUAUUGCUAUCACUCUAAUCGAUCAAGGAAAGUAUGAUGAAGCUUUUGAUUUCCAAGAAAGAGCACUUUCAACUGUCGAGAAACACAGACCAGUGAAUCAUUCUUCUAUUGUUGUUUAUAUGAAGAACAUGGGAUUUAUAUUAAACAAACAAGAAAAAUAUGAUGAAGCACUCGAUUUUCAUCAACGUGCACUUAAAAUAGAAGAAAAAUAUUGUUCAUCGCAGAAGCGUGAGAUUGCCAAGACUCUUGGUUUCAUUGGUAUGAAUCUUAUUGCACUGAACAAAUAUGAUGAAGGCAUGGAAUUUUAUCAUCGCGCACUUAAAAUGCAAGAAAACAUCUAUAAUGAUGAUCACAUCGAGAUUUCUUAUACUUACAGCUUGAUUGGUAAUCAUUUAUAUGAUCAAAAGAAGUACAUUGAAGCUAUAGAGCAUUAUCAAAAAGCCUUGACUAUUCAAGAAAAACAUUAUGAAUAUCCUCAUAUCGACAUCGCGCACACCCUGAACCGUAUUGGUAAUGUCAUGUAUAGCCAAGAGAAAUAUAGUGAAGCAAUUGAAUUCUAUAAGCGGUCAUUAGCUAUUCGAGAAAAAAUCAAUCCUUUUGAUGAUGCUGGAAGUGCCAUCGUUCUAAGCAAUAUUGGAAAAGCACUCUACGAACAAAAAAACGACGAUGAAGCUCUUGAGUUUCAUGAACGAGCAUUAAUAGUCCUAGAGAAAUUCAAUGCAAGUAAUCUUAUCGAUAUCGCGGAAUGUCUGAACUUUAUUGGAAAUAUCCUAUAUCGCCAAGAGAAAUAUUCUAAUGCUACUGAAUACUAUAAAAGAUCAUUAGCUAUUCGUGAGAAAUUAUAUCCAAGUAGUAAUACUGGCGUUGCUGUCGUUCUUAGCAAUAUUGGACUAGCUUUGCGUGAACAAGCAAAGUAUAAUGAAGCUGUUGACUUUUUACAACAAGCAUUAACAGUUCUUAAAAGAAGCUCUCCUAGUGACCAAAAGACAAUCGCUAAUUAUAUCAGAAAUAUUGGUUAUACUCACUUUCAACAAAGAAAAUAUGAUGAAUCUAUUGAUUUUUAUUCUCAAGCGUUGAAUAUAUUCGAAGAAUAUUAUCCCAAUGAUUAUACGGAGAUUGCUAAUUGUCUAUCCUGGAUCAUUGCUAGUUUCAAUAUACAAGCGAAGUUCGAUUGUGCUAUUGAAUAUUUAGAAAGAUAUUUACUAAUUGGAGAAACAAGUUUCUCUCCAAAAGAUCUCUCGAUUAUUAGUAUUCUAACGUAUUUUUCACAAGUACAAAGAUCGAAAGGUCAACAUGAACUCUCUCUUAUAUUUGAACAAAACUGUUUAUUAAUACGUUUCAAAUUACUACCACCAGAUCAUGAAGAUAUUGGCAAUAGUUUAUCGACUAUAGGUGAGAUUUACGAAAAUCUCAAUAAACCAAUAUUGGCACUUCAUUACUAUCAACAAGCAUUAGCGAUAUACAAAACAUGUUUAAAUCCCUGGCAUUUUAAACUAUGGAGCCUGGAAUUGAAUAUUGAACGACUUUCAGAAGAACUUGGAAUACAACUCUAA
Rotaria sp. Silwood1 is the source of this 4116-nucleotide messenger RNA. Lineage: Eukaryota; Metazoa; Rotifera; Eurotatoria; Philodinida; Philodinidae. The record is from the annotation of a GenBank genome assembly.